UGUAUCUACUGUAUGUGUUCUUCAAAUGCGGUCGCAGCAGCAAUGAAUUAUAUACAAUAAGACAGCACAUCACAACAAGAAGAAAGAGAAAACAUCAACAUUGUUUGGCACGGGGUGGAGUACAGGGUGGGGCACAAAGUGCAGCACAGGAUGGUCCAGAUGUUGGGGCACACAACGAGGAGGGUGAACCAUUUGUCCACACCACCGCAGGGUUUAUGACCACCACUGAAAUAUAUUGUUGACGGGACUACAAAUGUUUCGAGAGAGAGGCAGCCAAAAUAAUUUUCAUACCGACUUAAAAAGAUGCCUCCAUUGCAAGCAAUUUUAAAGAACUUGGACAAAUUUUUGAAGAACUUUCCAGUUUUCAGCUCUUUUCCAUUUGCUCUUUUGUUAAUUGGACUGGAGGAGUUGAUUGAAUUGAACUUCUCAUGUCCAUGCAAAUAUGAGCUGAAUAAAUAUCUAACAGCAUUCAUCUUCACUGGACCUCCUCUGUUUGCAUUUACAUUGAUGUUCAUCGCGUUAAGACCCUGUAACUAUGGAUGGCGUUUUUUAAAUAAAGCUGGAGAUGAUCAGCAAAGUUUUGCUAAAGGAAAUAAAGCUGGAGAUGAUCAACAAAGUUCCUCUAAAGCAAGUAAAGGUGGAGAUGAUCAGCUAAGACAUGCUAGUGCAAAUAAAGCCGGAGAUGAUCAGCAAACUUCUGCUAAAGGAAAUAAAGCCGUAGAUGAUCAGAAAAGUUUUGCUAAAGGAAAUAAAGCCGGACAGGAUCAGGAAAUUUCUGCUAAAGGACAUAAAGCUGGAGGUGAUCAACAAAGUUCCUCUAAAGCAAGUAAAGCUGGAGAUGAUCAGCAAACUUCUGCAAAAGCGAAUAAAGCCGGAGAUGAUCAGCAAAGUUUUGCUGAAGUGAAUGAGAAAAAAGAUGAUCAUCAGAAUUGUUGGAAAGCUUUGGGACAUUGUCUGAUUCCUCCUGUUAUGUGGAUCAUUACUGCAUUAAUUGAUGGUGAUUAUGUGGCUUGUGGCUUGACAAAUUGGAAAGGAACUUUUGUAUUUGAUCCAGAAUUAAGGAGAGCAUGGUGUAAACCCAGCGAAUCGGCCAAUGGAGGAAACCAGAGUGAACUGCGGUACGAGUAUCAGGGGUAUAUCAGCAUAUCAACGACUUUAGGUUAUGCAAUGCUUGCUGUCUUUAGUGUUGUUACUGUUUUCUUGAUGAGUAUGUAUGACUGCUUCACAAGUGGCAAAUGUGACUGCUUCAAAAGUGAAAAUUCUGCCUGCGGUGGAGGAACACAGAGGGUUCAGCAAGAUGUGGAACAGGGUUACGGACAAGAGUUUACACAACUUUAGCGAAACUGUUCUGACCCUGACACCCUCAGAACUUUAGAAGAAACCACUGAAUAACUUUUAAAUAAUUAUAUAAUAAUUGGGGAGCAGCUACAUUCGUCAUGAGGAAGAGAGGACCAGAGCUACCAUACGGGCCAAGGUUCAGCUGGGGUGGACUUCGAUAGCACAGCCUUCGUCCUUUUCGUGCAUCACCCUCAAAUUGUAUUUAAGAAGCCUCAACUGUUUUUUAGGGACAAAGUUCACUGCUCUUUCUCCCCCACCCUUUCUCCAUUUGUGUACCACCCUAGCCAUCCACCCCAUGGCCUCUCUCUUUUCUUCCCCACGACAA
Paramisgurnus dabryanus is the source of this 1663-nucleotide messenger RNA. RefSeq lists its product as uncharacterized. The record is from RefSeq and is a predicted model, not a curated record. Gene Ontology annotation, molecular function: monoatomic cation channel activity. Gene Ontology annotation, cellular component: plasma membrane. NCBI's taxonomy places the organism in Eukaryota, Metazoa, Chordata, Actinopteri, Cypriniformes, Cobitidae.